AUGCCUAGAGACGAUUUGUCCAUCGACUUCGUCAAGAGGAUGCCGCAGGCAGAGCCUCUCGACCCCGGCUUGAUCCUCGAUGACUGGAUCAACCGCGUCCAGAACCUCCCCGAGGAGAUUCGCUUCAUCCAGGAGGAGGUCGCAGACAAGGACCGCCAGUACAACGAAUGCAUCCGCAUGAUUGACGACCGUGAUGCAAAGAUCCAGAAAUGGAUCAAGACAAAUGGGAGCCAUGAGCCGAAUCCCAAGGAGGAUAUGCUGCGAGCCCAGAUUCGGGAGAGCUAUGCCCGCGCCGACCAGCUCUCACAAGACAAGAUCAACCUGAUGCAGAGGCUGCAGCUCGUCAUGGACAAGCAUGUGCGGAGCCUGGAUGUCCAGAUCAAGCUGCUCUACGACCGCGCCGAGCCAGGCUUCACAGACCCCGACGAGGUUCCUUCGCUCAUCCGGCCCAGCGCGGCAAAUCACAGUGCCCCCUCGGCCCGCACCUUGAAUUUAUCCAACAACAUCAACCCGGCUGGUGCUCAGGCGUCGCCUCGCAACCCCGUGGCCGGCUCCGCCAACCCGGCCCUGGUCCGGCUCCCCGCCCACCCUCAGAUCCGACAAUCCCAGGCCCAGCAACAUGUUGCACAAUACAACCAGCAUCCAUCCUCCGCACCAGCCACGCCUGCUGCAAGCAUCAUCCUGAACAGGCAACGAGAGAGCUCCGCGGGACCGGCAACCAAGAGAGGACCACGGUCCAUCACAGGGCCCGGAAACCUGCCCGCAACGUCGAGUGGUUUGGCGAGACAUUCGUCCCUUGGGCCGGGCAUUCCCAAGAGCGGCUCCAUUGGCUCCGGAGCCGGCAGUACUGUCCGGGCGGGCAGUGCUGGGCCGAGAGCCGGAUCGGUCAAGGGCGCGGCGGGUGUAGGGGGUCGCAGAGGCACGCCGACCAUGACCGGCCGGAAGAAGCCGCCCAACAGGUCGUCGCUUUCACGGGUGAAGAAGGCGUCCAACCGAAACUCGCCUGCGUCGACGGCUGAUAGUGACCUGUCGGACGCUGGUAGCGGCAGCGGCGAGGAAGACGACGGUCCAGAGUCGCGGCCGAGGGCCCCCAUGGCGGACCGCAAGGACGGCGACGGAGACGAGGUGCUUGGAGACGCCGAGGACGACGAAGAAGGCGGUGACGACAAACGGUACUGCCUAUGCCAUAACGUGAGCUAUGGAGACAUGGUGGCCUGCGACAACGACAAUUGCCCCUAUGAGUGGUUCCAUUGGUCCUGUGUUGGGCUCAAGAGCGAACCCAAUGGCACGUGGUACUGCCCCGAGUGUACCGAAAAGUUUCAACGAAAGGGAAAAUGA
Molecule: messenger RNA, 1338 nt
Organism: Trichoderma reesei QM6a
Lineage: Eukaryota; Fungi; Ascomycota; Sordariomycetes; Hypocreales; Hypocreaceae
Exons: 1
Coding region: 1-1338 (445 amino acids)
Biological process (GO): regulation of DNA-templated transcription
Cellular component (GO): Rpd3L-Expanded complex; Rpd3L complex; nucleus
Source: RefSeq, a predicted model, not a curated record